This is a messenger RNA of Rosa rugosa (rugosa rose), 2410 nucleotides long. RefSeq names its product histone-lysine N-methyltransferase SUVR4-like. NCBI's taxonomy places the organism in Eukaryota, Viridiplantae, Streptophyta, Magnoliopsida, Rosales, Rosaceae. Gene Ontology annotation, cellular component: nucleus. Gene Ontology annotation, molecular function: histone methyltransferase activity; protein binding; zinc ion binding. The record is from RefSeq and is a predicted model, not a curated record. Bases 515 to 2128 code for a protein of 537 amino acids. The transcript is spliced from 10 exons.
UUCAUUUUCAUACCCCAAAGUAUCAAAGCUCAUGAGUGUGGCUGUGAUUUUUUUGUUUUCUUGGGAACUUUAACUUGUUUCCGUCAAAUACUAUUUGGGUUUUGACUCCUGUUUGUUUCGCUCUUGGUUACUGUGAAAAAUGGGUUCUUUAUUAUGUUAUUUUUCUGGUCCAGAUUGUAAGUGCUCUGCGUUUUUUGAUUUUGUAAUACGUCUGCCACUUGUGGUUUGGUUGGUGGGAAUGCUUGUAGCAGAGGAAGAGAAAACUUGGGCUUCUCUUCUCUCCUGUAUUUUCUGGGGAACCCAAAUGGAGCUUUCUGUUAAAGUUUUGAUGGGUAAUGCAUGUAAUAGUGAUUUUGUUAUGGAAUGGAAUAAAGGAGAGAACUUGGGAUGCCCAAUUUCUUUACAUAUUCUGAGGAAGCAAACAGAGAGGUAGCACUUCAAUGCUCUGGAGCAAAAAGAGCAAGUGACCUUUGAAUUAGUAUUAAUCAAGUCUUCAUCAACUUCUGCGCUGACCAUGGCUCCCAGUAAAACACAGAUUGCUAAUGCUUUUAAAGCAUCAAAGGCCUUGGGAAUUAGUACUGAAGAAAUCAGACCUGUCCUCAGAGACUUGUACAAAUCUUUUCACAAGAAUUGGGAGCAUAUUGAAGCAGACAACUACAGGGUUCUAUUUGAUAGAUACUUCGAAAUGCAGGAGAAUAAGGGAGAAGCAGAAAAGAGAGAUGAAAGACCAGGUAAAGCAGUGCAUUUGGCAGAGGAAGACCAGGUUUCUAAAAGAACUGGAUCAAGUUUUGAACUGCCCCUCAAACAUUCCACUCACAGUGGAAAUGUCCAAUUUCCCCGUCAUGUGGUCUCUGGAAAUGGAAGAGUACACCCUGAAAGAGCAUCAGCAGUCUCGCUUACUAGUCACACAAACUACUUCAUGAAGCCAAAGAAUGAGGGAUCCACAAAUGAUGCUAUAGUUUCUGCAGAACAAACCUCAAUGAGACGUCCAGGACCAAUGAACGGAUCUGCUAGAAUACAACGACCUAAGACAGACUCAAAUGGUGCAUCCAUUUCUCGACCAAUGAACGGAGCUGCUAGAAUACAACGACCUAAGACAGACUCAAAUGGUGCAUCCAUUUCUCGUGAGGACAAGAAGCCAAUCAUUUAUAAAUCAGACAUAACCAAAUCAACUGAAAAAGUGCCAAUAUCCUUAGUAGAUGAUGUUGGGAUUGAGAGCUUGCCAAAGUUCAAUUACAUCCCACAAAACAUCAUAUACCAAAAUGCCAAUCUGAAUAUUUCACUGUCUCGCAUUGCGGAUGAGGAUUGCUGCCCAGAUUGUUUUGGAGAUUGUCUUUCAGCAGCAUUUCCUUGCGCAUGUGCUCGUGAAACUGGUGGGGAGUUUGUGUACACACCAGAAGGCCUACUGAAAGAAGAUUUUCUAAGUAACCGCAUGGCUCUGGUGAGGGAACCGGAUAAGCAACCUCAUGUUUAUUGUCAAGACUGUCCUAUUGAGAGGUCUAAGAAUGAAGACAUGCCUGAAAAAUGCAAAGGACACGUGGUCAGGAGGUUUAUCAAAGAAUGCUGGAGAAAAUGUGGAUGUGACAUGCAGUGUGGAAAUCGUGUUGUACAAAGGGGAAUUUCGUGCAAGUUGCAGGUGUUCUGGACUCCUCAAGGAAAAGGCUGGGGAGUUAGAACCUUAGAGGUCUUAGAGAAAGGAUCAUUUGUCUGUGAAUAUGUCGGGGAGAUAAUGACUAACACAGAGUUAUAUGAGCGGAAUAUGGAAAGCACUGGUAGUGAGAGACAUACAUACCCCGUGACACUAGAUGCAGAUUGGGGGUCAGAACAAAUUUUGAGGGAUGAGGAUGCCCUCUGUCUGGAUGCGACGCUUCACGGCAACGUUGCAAGGUUCAUCAAUCAUAGAUGCUUUGACGCAAACUUGGUUGAUAUCCCAGUUCAAGUGGAAACUCCUGACCGCCAUUAUUAUCAUCUUGCCUUCUUUACUACCAGGAAAGUGAAUGCCUUUGAAGAGUUGAAUUGGGAUUAUGGGAUUGAUUUUGAUGAUGAAGAUCAUCCUAUUGAGGCAUUUCAGUGCAGUUGUGGAAGUCCAUUCUGCCGAAACAUAAACAGAAAGGGAAAACAGCGGUGACUGUUGGAUGACCGAUGACAACUCGUUGCAGAGUACUUCCUUUAGUUGGCUUUAUGUUUGUUGUUAAUUUUGGAAGUACAUUAGUGGCUUGUGCUACCUUUGUUGCUGAACUACAGAAUUGUUUGGCUAAGAUUAGAAUGCUAGAGAAAAUUAGAGAUAUUUUGUUGAUUUGUACAUGGGUACUAUUCUUUGAGUUUUACAAUCCUUCAAAUUUUAGUGUCAUUGAAAAUUGAGACAGUGUGUUAUGAAAAUUGAGACUGACAAAGUAUAUAAGUUCCAAGA